Papilio machaon (common yellow swallowtail) is the source of this 1237-nucleotide messenger RNA. RefSeq lists its product as uncharacterized. The record is from RefSeq and is a predicted model, not a curated record. The transcript has 3 exons. Lineage: Eukaryota; Metazoa; Arthropoda; Insecta; Lepidoptera; Papilionidae. The coding region runs from base 167 to 667 and encodes 166 amino acids.
AACGCGAACUUGAUGUAAUGUAGCUAACUUCAUUUUAUAAAUGUUCGAUCUCCUUCGACUACGUUGAGGCUUGUACAUUUUGGAGAUUACGCUUUUCGGUAAUUAUUGUUUUGCUCAUUGGAACAGUGCAGUUUUAUAUUUUAUUAUUCCUAUUCUAGUCAAAGAAAUGGCUCUAAGUGUUGCACUACCUCUAACUGGAUUGGAGACGGAAAAUUUCAACUCGUUCAGCUCGUUUAUAGACAUAGCGAGCUUGUCUCAAUCGCAGACAAGUCCUAGUCCGUCUGUCUCUAGCGAGUCUAGCGGUAUCGGCUCGCUGGGGUCACUCAAAUCCGAGUCAGUGAAUAGCGACUCCUUGCCUUCUAGUCCUCAAACUACAGAGAAGAAGGUAUUCGAACCAUUCGUGCAACCUCAACCACGUCCAAAGGAACAGAAGGCUGAAGAUAUCAAAAUUAAAUAUGAACAACGCGACGUUCUCAACCUAAUGGCUAAUCUCACCGAUUCCCGAUGGAAUUAUCGUGCGACAGUGCUGCCACCGAAGGAUCCCGCUCUGUUCUUUGCCAACCGCUCGCAGUAUCACCGGUUGGGGCCGUUUGGAACGCACACACAGUAUGUAAAAGAUGCUUGCCAUUUCUGUGGCUUCUCUUGGGUUGUAGCCGCCAAGGAUUGAGGUGACAAUGUAUCAACACAAACUUCAGAACAAACGAACGUUGAAUGGGUAUCACUGGGACACAUCAGGGUGCGUACCGACUUCUAUCUUCAAGUAGUUUGGUGCUUACAUUGCCAUACCCAUCCAGUAAAUCAACGACUACAGUUCUCUUAAACUGACGACUUAUCAUUUUACUUUUAAAUGAUAGGACACUCCACUUAUCUUUGGGAGUUUUUGUAUUUUCACAUAAUUGAGAUCGCUUUAAGUUUAGGAUACAAUAUUAGACUAAUUUGACCAAAACAUUCAAGUUCCUUCUCUCGGAACUGAGUUGUUGAUUUAGUGCAAUUUUUAAAUAUUUUUCUAUGACACAGUACCUCACUGCUGUGGCCCAGUUUUACAGAUGACUGUGGAAUAUGUAAGUGGUUAUCGUCCCACGUAUUUCGUAGAGUUACAUUUUGAACGUGACUUAAUACUGUGAUCUUAAUUUAAACAAAGCAAUUUUUGAAAAAAUUCUGUGAAACGUGAGACGAUAUAAAUUCGAUUUUAAUUUAUUUGUUUGUGUGAUACUUAUAGGCUUAAUUAUAUUAUAUA